UUUAAAAAGCUGUCAGUUUGAAUGAAAUGUCGGAGGUGGAAGGUCGCCUCUCGGUUCGUUGAAUUUUAACGGUUUGUUGACAAAUUAUACGCAAAGAAAGAAACUUUUCUAUGAGAAUUAAUAUUGACUUUUCCAGUGGAUUUUAAAGUGUGUUUGUGACCAUGGCAAGUCAACCCGAAGUCGGCGUGUCCGACUUCGUACUCUUGGACAAUUUGACUGCUGACAAGUUUAUUGAGAAUUUGCAUUUGAGGUUCCAACACAACAAAAUCUACACAUACAUCGGCGAGGUGCUGGUAUCCGUCAACCCGUACAAGACUUUAGACAUCUACAAUGCACAACACAUGGCCCAGUACAGGGGCAGAGAGAUGUUCGAAGUGCCUCCUCACGUGUACGCCGUCGCGGACGCUUGUCAACGCGUGCUUAGACAACAGGGCAAAGACACAUGCGUACUCAUAUCCGGCGAAUCGGGAGCUGGCAAGACGGAGGCAUCCAAGUUUAUCAUGAAGUACAUCGCAGCCAACACCACACAGGUCCACAGGGAUUAUAUAGACAGAGUAAAGAACGUCCUCAUCCAAUCGAACUCCAUCCUGGAGACAUUCGGCAACGCGAAGACGAAUCGCAACGACAACUCGUCCCGGUUCGGCAAAUACAUGGACAUCCACUUCGACUACAAGGGGGACCCAGUCGGUGGACACAUCAGCAACUAUCUGCUUGAGAAGAGCAGAGUUGUGAGCCUUCAGCAGGGGGAGAGGAACUUCCACGCCUUCUAUCAGCUACUGAGCACAAACAACCCACACACAAAGAAGUUCGGCCUAACAACUAACGCGCAGUAUAAGAUCCUGGGCACGGAGCGAGCAACGGCACAGGACUCCAAACUUUACUCCCUAACGAAUAGCGCUUUUAAUGCCUUGGGCUUCGCGCAGUCUGUGCUGGACGAUAUUUGGAGUAUCAUCGCUGGAGUUAUUCUACUGGGCGAGCUAACAUUCACCGAAACACAAGACGGGCAGCUAAAGAUCGGGGGCCCUGUCAAACAGUGCGUGACAGCUCUGGGGGUCACAGAGGAAGGCCUGCGCGGCGCUAUGGUGGGCCGCGUGUUGUCUGCCGGGGGUGAUCUGGUGUCCAAGGAACAUUCGCUCAGUGACGCUAACUAUACCAGGCUAGCGUUAGCUAAGGCGGCUUAUGAUCGACUCUUCACCUGGAUUGUGCAGCAGAUAAACCGAGCGAUCGAGGUCCCAGCCGGCACAUACAAGAACACGCUGAUCGGAGUGCUGGACAUCUACGGCUUCGAGAUCUUUGACACUAACAGUUUCGAGCAGUUCUGCAUCAACUACUGUAAUGAGAAACUGCAGCAACUCUUCAUUGAGCUGGUGUUGAAACAGGAGCAGGAGGAAUACGCCCGCGAGGGCAUCCAGUGGACGCCUAUCCAGUACUUCAACAACAGGGUCAUCUGCGAGCUGGUGGACGCGCCGCACCAGGGCAUCAUCUCCGUUAUGGACGAGGCCUGCCUCAACCCCACCAAGAUUUCCGACACACAACUCUUGGAGGCGUUAGACAAGCGGCUGGGCUCACACAAACACUACACGUCGAGGCAGCUCGCGCCCACAGACAAGAAACUCAAACACGGAGUCGAUUUUAGAAUCACACAUUACGCCGGUGAUGUGACGUACGCCAUCACAGGUUUCAUGGACAAGAAUAAGGACUCUCUAUGGCAGGACCUCAAACGACUACUGCAUUCGUCAUCAAACGCUUCGCUAGCAGACAUGUGGCCUGAAGGCGGGGCCCACAUACAGAAGACAUCAAAGCGGCCUCCGUCCGCGGCGACGCUGUUCCGCAACUCGAUGGCGGCGCUGGUGACGGGGCUGCAGAGCAAGGAGCCGUUCUACGUGCGCUGCGUCAAGCCCAACCCUAUACAGUCGCCUAACGCCUGGGACGACCAAUUGGUCCGUCACCAAGUGGCCUACCUCGGUCUAGUCGAGAACGUGCGCGUCCGCCGCGCCGGCUUCGCGUCCCGACAGCGAUACGACCGCUUCCUCAAGCGGUACAAGAUGCUGUCCCAGUACACUUGGCCCAACUUCAGAGGGACCAGUGACAAAGAUGCUGUUAUGGUGCUGCUGAAGGAUCUUCAAGUUAACGAUGUUCAGUUUGGACAUACAAAACUCUUUAUAAGGAGUGCAAAGACACUGCACGGGUUGGAAGCCGCACGCGCAGCGCUCAUCCCGUCCAUCGUCAUACUGCUGCAGAAGCUAUGGCGGGGAACCUUGGCGCGCAUGCGCUACAAGAAGAUGAAGGCCGCGCUCACCAUAUACAACGCAUGGAAGCGUUACUGCUACCGGCGCUACAUCGCGGCCAUCCAGCACGAGCUGUACCGCCACCGCAACGUCGUCAAGUCCUGGCCGCCGGCGCCGAGGCGGGUCAACGCCACACUCAUACAGGCCGCCUACCGCCGCUGGAGAGCGUACCUGACCCUGAAACCCAUCCCGCGCGCGCAGUGGCCGCAGCUCAAGAUGAAGAUCUGCGCCGCCAGCGCGCUGCGCUCCAGGCGCAGGGACUGGGGCGCCGGCCGGCAGUGGCUAGGCGACUACUUAGCUGAUGACAAGUACAACCCUAAAGCUGCCUUGUACCGAUCAGCGUUAGCGUCCCUCCAGAAGUCCCAACAGGCCGGGGCCGCGCUGUUCUCCUGUCGCGUCCACAAGUUCAACCGGUACAACAAACUAGCUGAGAGAUGUCUGCUCAUCACGGAUCACAGCAUUUACAAAUUGGAUGCCAAUACCUUCAAAGUGUUGAAAAAACCUACGCCUAUCACUGAGGUGGGAGCGGUUCGCGUGAUGAGUUCGGAUGCGCAGUUGGUGGUGAUCAGCGUGCCGCACGCUAAGAACGACCUCGUGAUCGGUCUGGCGUCCGACUUCGAGCUUGUUGGCGAGCUUGUUGGAGUGCUGGCGAACCGGUAUCACAUGUUGACAGGGUCCGAGUUAUCCGUGGAGGUGGAGAGCGGCGCGACCACGCGCUGCACGCUGGGCGGCAAGUCCCGCGCUCUACAGCUGCCCGCGCCCGCGCCGUCGCCUACAGCCGCGCCCGCGCCGCCCUUCACGCACGCGCACAACGUCAUCACCUACCACCCCGCCUCCGCGCGCGCGUAGCCACCCAUACCAACCACUACUUCACUUAUUACUUAUGUAUACAGCCUGUUACAACCGGUCACCCACCACUCGAAACUGAAAACUGCUCGACCUUUAGUGUGACGCGUGAGCCGGGCCGGAGCGUAACAUACAGAGGGACAGGCUGGCGUGUGUGAGUAAACUCUAUGCAGCGUGGACUCGAGACGUGUAUGAGCUUCAAUUGUUUGACAUGCACGCGCGCCCCGUAAUGACAUUUAGUGUGCACGAGGCCCUUACACUUACUAUUCGCUACGCACACGACUGAUGCUGCUCUCGUUCUGUCGACUUUUCCAUAUUCGAUCAG
This is a messenger RNA of Leguminivora glycinivorella, 3459 nucleotides long. It is a transcript of the gene Myo31DF, whose product is annotated as unconventional myosin ID. Bases 162 to 3137 code for a protein of 991 amino acids. Gene Ontology annotation, biological process: vesicle transport along actin filament; actin filament organization. Gene Ontology annotation, cellular component: cytoplasm; myosin complex; microvillus. The transcript has 18 exons. Gene Ontology annotation, molecular function: microfilament motor activity; actin filament binding; ATP binding. The record is from RefSeq and is a predicted model, not a curated record. NCBI's taxonomy places the organism in Eukaryota, Metazoa, Arthropoda, Insecta, Lepidoptera, Tortricidae.